Carassius carassius (crucian carp) is the source of this 812-nucleotide messenger RNA. RefSeq names its product churchill domain containing 1 (gene churc1). Gene Ontology annotation, biological process: multicellular organism development; positive regulation of DNA-templated transcription; fibroblast growth factor receptor signaling pathway. Gene Ontology annotation, molecular function: zinc ion binding. Lineage: Eukaryota; Metazoa; Chordata; Actinopteri; Cypriniformes; Cyprinidae. The record is from RefSeq and is a predicted model, not a curated record. The transcript has 4 exons.
AUGUGUACUGGUUGUGUGCAGAAACAGUAUCCUGACAGGGGUCAUACCUGUCUGGAGAAUGGUUAAUAUCUUAUGAACUUCCUCGGCUGUGCUAACUGUCACCAGCGGGACUUUGUGCUGAUCAGCGACAGGACGAUGGUGAAUGAAGAUGAGGAGGAGAUUGUCACUUACCUGCAUAUGUGCAAGAACUGUGAUCAUGUCAUAGCCAGACACGAGUACACCUUCACUGUAGUGGAUGACUAUCAGGAAUACACAAUGUUGUGCAUGUUGUGUGGAAAAGCAGAGGAUUCCAUCAGUGUGCUGCCGGACGAUCCCAGACAAACAGCGCCUCUGUUCUAGAGUAUUUGACCAGACACAGAGACAGGGAAUUUACUUCUUUUUUUAAAGAGUAUGGUUAUGAAUGAUGGUGGGAGCCAUAACAUAUGCAACAUUUAUAUAUGCUUAGCGCUGGAGAACGAGAAUGCUGUCACGUUUAAUCCAGAAGAAUACACUGCAGAAUUCAUUGUGCUCUUUACUGCUUUAGGAAAGGCUCUAAGGUUCACAGCACACUGAGCACAGCUCUGACUCAUAAAGAUACAUGCAUUUGAGUCAUUCAGAAAUAUUAAACCUAAUUGGGAAUCACUUGUGUUUAUCUGAUGAUCAUCUUAUGUUUGUUUCACUCAGUGUAUGGAACCCCGUUUCUACCAAACAGAAAAAUAAAAAAUAAUAAUUAAAAAAUUUUAUCUCUCAGUUCAGACUUUUUAUUACAAUUUUGAGAAAAUAAAAGUCAGAACUGUGAGAUGUAAACCCUAAUUUCAAGAGUUUUCUGCUAU